Molecule: messenger RNA, 1177 nt
Organism: Populus trichocarpa (black cottonwood)
Lineage: Eukaryota; Viridiplantae; Streptophyta; Magnoliopsida; Malpighiales; Salicaceae
Product: probable glutathione S-transferase parC
Exons: 2
Coding region: 49-711 (220 amino acids)
Biological process (GO): glutathione metabolic process
Cellular component (GO): cytoplasm
Molecular function (GO): glutathione transferase activity
Source: RefSeq, a predicted model, not a curated record
GUAUUCAGUUAUAAUUAUGGAAAGCGAAUACGAAGUUGUGUGAUAGUAAUGGCAGAAGAAGUGGUAUUACUGGGUUUCUGGGCUAGUCCUUUUGCAAUGAGGGUGAAAGUUGCUCUGGCAGAGAAGGAAAUAGAUUAUGUGUCCCGAGAACAGAAUUUGUUCAACAAGAGUUCUUUGCUUCUAGAGAUGAACCCUGUUUACAAGAAAGUCCCUGUUUUGAUCCAUGAAGGAAAGCCGAUUUGUGAAUCACUCAUCAUAAUUGAAUAUAUCGAUGAAGUUUGGAAACACAAAGCUCCUUUAUUCCCCUCCGAUCCCUGUGAGAGGGCUCAUGCUAGGUUCUGGGCUGACUAUGUGGAUAAACAUAUUUUCCCAAACGCGCGGUUGUUAUGGGCAGCAAAAGGUGAACGCCAAGAAGCAGCGAAGAAGAGUCUCAUAGAAAGCUUCAAAGCAUUGGAAGGAGAGCUUGGAGACAAGCCCUACUUUGGGGGUGAGAGUUUUGGUCUAAGAGACAUUGCGCUUAUUCCCUUCUUCAGCUUUUUCUACGCAUUUGAGACCCUCGGAAGAUUUUCCAUGGAAGAGGAGUGCCCCGAGAUCGUGGCAUGGGCUAAGAGAUGCUCGCAAAGGGAGACUGUUUCAAAGUCAGUAGUGCUCGACCAGCACAAAGCUUAUGAAUUUGUUUUGGAGCUCAUGGCGUGGCAUGGGGUUAAGUGAGAGAGAUAAUCCGAACAAUGAAUUAUACAAAGAGAUAGCGAUUCUAUUGAAUAAAGCCGUUUUUUUUAUAUAUAUAGAAAUUUCUGGGAGGGCUGAUCUUUCUCUUUUAAAAGUAUUAUAAACAUAUUUUAAUUUAUAUAUGAUUCUACCAUCAAAAUUGAAUCGAAGCUUGGCAUAAAAUGGGAGACAGUGUGUGUUUGUCCAUAACGUCAUUAAAUUGUUCACAGCCUAAUAAAUAUGGUCAUCGAGUAUAACUAGGGAAUUGAAUUUGCCCUUGAACAAAUAAAUAAUUUUGGACCUUCAAAAUAGAGCAGUGCAUAUUAUACAUAUAUUAAUAGAAAAAGGUGUUUUUAUGUAGAAAUAGAAUAAUGGUAAAUUUUGCUAAUUUUAUACUGUGUUUAUUAGCGGUGAUAAAAUUGUAAUUUUUUAUUUUUUUUAUAUAAGAAAACAAGUUUUUUUUUAUGUA